This is a messenger RNA of Aphanomyces invadans, 1300 nucleotides long. RefSeq lists its product as hypothetical. NCBI's taxonomy places the organism in Eukaryota, Oomycota, Saprolegniomycetes, Saprolegniales, Verrucalvaceae. The coding region runs from base 147 to 482 and encodes 111 amino acids. The transcript has a single exon. The record is from RefSeq and is a predicted model, not a curated record.
UGGAGUGACAGGUACAAUGAUUAGAUAUAGGACUUGUUGGAAUAGAGCGGGCGAGUUGUCGUGGCUUUGGUGGUCGCACACGAUCGCUCUUGUGGUGGUAUCAUGCGGCGUAUUGACGUUUGGCGCGGUCGUGCUCUCUCAAGAGCAUGCCGAAUCCAUGGUACACCUUUUGGUGCAUCGCUUCAUUGUCGGCUUGGAAGUCCAGUGACGUGUUGUCAACCUGGAGCAGCGACAUAUACGCGGCACCGCCAGCUUCCAACGUCCCCGUCGUCAUGCCCACGAUGUCUUUGACGUGUACGCUCUCGGUCUUUUUCAGCACCUGCAACCCUUCGUGCUUGGACAGAAGAAGGGUCAUCAUGUCGGGAGUGACGCGAAUGCGCCACUUGGCGAUCUUGACACCGCGGCUUUUCGUUUUGAUACGCUUCAUCACGAUUCCAUCGCUGCCGAGCUGGCGAACAAACUCGAUGUAUUCGGCUUCUUGAAUCUCCUCAUCUCGCAGAUUCUCGUAGCUGGUGUCGGGGCGUUGUGGUACUGGGACCUUUGGCAGUUGUUGAUAGUUUGGUGUUGCAUAUGCAAUUGCGGAAGGAGACGAUGUAGCCAUCUUCGCACCAAGCCUUUGACUGCGAGGAGACACCAUGCUGGCAGUUCGGACAGCCUUCAUGAGUGGCUGGGCGUCGUUGGGACUUGUCGACAGCGACGCAAUGAAGUCGUACCGCGAUGCGUCGGAAGGAUCGAUGUGGUUUUUAUCCGAAUCAUCCAUAUCGGCGUGUCCUGCCGCUCGUUGAUCACGCGAGUGAAUCGCUUGGGGAUGCGUAUGCGACGCAGCUUGGUACGGCAAGCCGUCUGCGGCACUAUCGAGUCGUCGCUUUGAUGUCCGCUUUCGACUUGACGACUUGACGUAAUUGGUUGUGCUCACAGGAACGACGAGUAUGAGGAUGAGGCAAAGACCAAUGGCCAGCGCAAACGAAAACGAGAUGAAGUGACACACACUCGUGCAUUCAAAGCUGGUGCCGUAGCCAUCAGCAAAGUCCAGAGUCAUUGUGACAGACGCGUUGGGAGCCACAACGGAAUGGAUUGUGUCGCUGUCGAGUUGCCGUGGGUUCUGUUCUGCAGACGUGCUGAGUGUGGUUGCGAUUCCGACAAACGAUGGUUGGUCGGCGAAGUUAAGCGGUGGUAAAUGUUUGCUCGAUUGUAAACGCCUGAAGAGAGCCUUUGUCGAGCCUGCACCAUGCAAUGCCAAGCUGAGCGCGACGAUGGUAAGAGCAUGACGACUCCUGCCACGACCCAUCGGCACGCGAAC